Molecule: messenger RNA, 2504 nt
Organism: Bufo gargarizans (Asiatic toad)
Lineage: Eukaryota; Metazoa; Chordata; Amphibia; Anura; Bufonidae
Product: interferon-inducible GTPase 5-like
Exons: 2
Coding region: 220-1416 (398 amino acids)
Cellular component (GO): membrane
Molecular function (GO): GTPase activity; GTP binding
Source: RefSeq, a predicted model, not a curated record
AGAUUUUGGCAAUGAUUCUCCAAAAAGUCACCCGGCCCAAAUUGGCGUCAUGCAUUUUUGGACUGCAUAACUUUGUAUAGGCCAGAAGAUGAACCCACCACAAGCAGAACACGAGUAAUAGUCUAUACCCGGACACCAAUCUGAUUGCACAGAUGUAGCAGAGCUGAAUGUGUCUACUACUCUCUGAUUUCAGGUAGAACUACAGGCCAAUAAGUGAAAAUGGAUUCUUCUUUUGACAUCAUCACCGAAGAAGAAGUGCAAGAAAUUAAGUCUGCUUUGCAAGAUGGGGACCUCUGUAAAGCAACCGAGAAACUCAGUGAGUCCCUUAAGGAAAUUGAAAAUGCCCCGUUAAACAUUGCCAUCACAGGAGAAUCAGGAACAGGAAAGUCCACUUUUGUCAACGCUAUCCGUGGGAUGGAUGAUGAAGAAGAAGGCUCUGCCAGAACUGGUGUGGUGGAGACAACGAAGGAGCCCAUGCCAUACCCUCACCUGCAGUAUCCUAACGUGACUGUUUGGGAUCUUCCAGGAAUAGGAACUCCAAAUUUUGUAGCAGACAAUUAUCUUCAGUCUGUUGAGUUCAGUCAAUACGACUUUUUCAUCAUCAUGUCAUCAGAACGCUUCAAGCAAAAUGACAUACUCCUGGCGAAAGCGAUUCAGGCUAUGGACAAGAAAUUCUACUUUGUGAGAUCCAAAGUCGAUUCCGACUUACUGGCCUCCCAGAAACGAAGGAAGAAGACCUACAAUGAGCAGAACAUACUUAAAGAAAUUCGAGAUCACUGCAUUAAAAAUCUCAAAGACGGAGGAAUCAUCGAGCCUCAAGUUUUUCUCCUCUCAUGCCUGGAUCUGGACAAGUACGACUUCCUAGAAAUGCAGGACACUCUAGAAAAGGAGCUUCCGAAACAUAAGAGACACAUAUUCCUGAUCUCUCUACCUAACAUUUCUCUGCCUGUUCUACAAAAGAAGCGUGAGGCUCUGAGGAAGGACAUCUGGAAGUUGGCUACUCUUUCGUGUGCAUUGGCUACAGUCCCGAUUCCAGGCCUGUCUGUAGCUUUUGACAUAGGAAUCUUGGUUAAAGCCAUGAUAAACUACCGGAAAGCUUUUGGCUUGGAUGAGCCCUCUCUAGAAAAGUUGGCCAACAAGUUUGGUAAAGAGGUCAACGAGUUGAAAUCAGUGAUCAAGUCCCCCUUAGUCAUACAAGAGAUAAACAAAGAGCUGGUCGCCACUUUGCUAACCAGAGGGGCAGCAGGGGGUCUUAUGGUAGUUGAGUAUGCUGCUAGCAAUAUCCCAGUGCUAGGUAGCAUGGCAGCAGGGGGCAUCUCAUUUGGUACCACUUACUGGAUGCUCUGUGGCUUUCUUAAAGAGAUUGCUGAAGAUGCAGAUCGGGUUCUUAGGAAGGCAUUAGAGUCACCUGUUUAAGUUGCCGUUCGCACUACAUUUUUUUGCUGGUGGAAUUUUGGCUUGGACAUCGUGCCAGAAUUCAACUGGUGGCCUUGUGCUAUCUUCUUCUCAUUGUUUUCAAUAGGAGGGAGCGCUAAAGAACAUGGGGUGGCGGUUUAAAACCACCACUGUGCCAAGAAGGGACACAUUUUUCUCUUAUAGAAUUGGUCCUACGAUUUAUUAGUUUACCUUCUAUACAUUAUCUAGUUUUUUUACUUUGUACCUUCUCUUCAUAUAAAAAUGUAAAACUUGAAUAACAUCUCCUGUCAGACUCAGCCCUAUAACAUCACCGCUAAUCUCCUCAUACUCUCUACUUCUUACUCAUAGGAGCCCAUGAAGCAGAGAUACGCUCUUCUGUAUGCAGGGUGCUCUCACUGGAUUGUCUGCAGAACUGAUAGGGUUGGAGGCAGCAUCGUAUAGGUCUAUAGGUAAUCAGAUAGGCCAAAAGACCAAGUAGUUGCUAAUCUGCAUUUACAAAGCAUUUUUGCCAUAUAUUUUGACAUACAUCCUAAAGGGCCCAUUAAUAAGACAGAGUCUCCUUUUGCCCUCAAGCAGUACUAACUACAUUAGUAUGGUAUUCAAUUAAACUGUAUACAGUAAAAAAUAAUGUGAAUGCUAAAUGUAAGCCUUAUGCUAGUUUCACACUAGUGGCAGGGGACUCUGGCAGGCUUUUCCGGCAGGUGAACAGCCUGUCGGAUCCGACCUGUCGCUAGUUCACGUGUGCCACCGGACUUCCGCUCCGUCCCCAUUGACUAUAUUGGGGUUGGGGGCCGAGUUCCAGCGGCAACACGGCAGCGCACGCCGAGAGGCAGCCGGACUAAAAGUACUAAAUGCAGUACUUUUAGUCUGGCUGCCUCUCAGUGUGAACUGCCGUCGGAACUCCGCCCCCGCCCCUAUUAUAGUCAAUGGGGACGGAGCGGCAGUGCGGGGACACAUGUGAAUUAGCGGCAAGACGGAUGCGACAGGCUGUUCAUCCGCCAGAACAGCCUGCCAGAGUCCCCAGCCGCUAGUGUGAAACUAGCCUAAAAUGGGUUUUCCCCUGAAAAAUAUUCUACAUUUUUCAAACC